Oppia nitens is the source of this 2464-nucleotide messenger RNA. RefSeq names its product fidgetin-like protein 1. The record is from RefSeq and is a predicted model, not a curated record. The transcript is spliced from 3 exons. Bases 137 to 2464 code for a protein of 775 amino acids. NCBI's taxonomy places the organism in Eukaryota, Metazoa, Arthropoda, Arachnida, Sarcoptiformes, Oppiidae. Gene Ontology annotation, molecular function: ATP binding; microtubule severing ATPase activity; ATP hydrolysis activity.
AUUGAUUCAUACAAUUAGUAUUAAAUAGUGUUUUCAAUUCAAUGACAAUAUGUUUUUGAUUUUAUUGUUUUAAUAGUUAAUAAUAAUAAUCGGAUAAACAUUUUCGGCCACCGCUGCCGCCGCCGAUGACCACGAUAUGUCCAAUACUAGAUCGCUAACUAGUGGUGACCACAAUCAUCGCCGACCGGUGGCGAUGAUGACGCCCGACAUCGACCAUCUGAUUGACUGCGAAAUGUCCGAACAGUUGGCCUCGAAGUCCGAUGCAUUGCGAUCGGCAUUGUUUGCCGUUACGGCAGCCGCUGGUCAACAUCGACCGCUUGGUACAGGUAAUAGUGGUGGUGGUGGCCACAGCCGCCAAAAUGCUGACCAAUUUCAACAGUUUCGCUGUCAGCUGAUGAACGAGUUGAACACCGAAAUGGACAGAGAGGACGGCAAGAAUUCGUUUGUCGGUAGUCGGUCCGAAACUGUCGGCGGCAGUCAACAACACAGUGGCGGCGACCGUUUUCAGUCGCGUUUGGCUAAACUACCCGAACGCCAAUUGUUGGCCAAACUGGGUAUUCGACCGAAAACUACCGAACAAAUGGACUACGACGACUGUCAAGUGGUCAGUAUUGUAUUGAAUAAUAAUACUGUUUCGGCAGAGCAGUCGCCGCCGCCAAUAGUGGACAACAGUUGUGAUAUAAACUCAUCUAUGAAGUCGUCGACGUCGUGUUCAUCAUCGUCGGUGGUCACCAACAAGUGUAACACCACUGGAGGAACAACUAAACUAACAACAAAAACAAGUAUCUUAGAUAAAGUCGGAUCAUUUCGUGGACCUUCGAUGACCACCAAUACAGUAAAACCGAUCACCAGCUCUGCUGGAUCGCCGACACGAGUCUCAGGUAUAUUUCGAUCGUCGGGAUCGCCAAAAACCAAACAAAAGAUUAUCCGAUCGCUGGAUGUGGUGGUGUCGACCACCAAUGCUAGUCAGCCAUCGAAACCCUCACAACAACAACAACCGUCGACGGCAUUCAUGACUGGACUCGAGAAGAAAUAUGUAGAAGACGUUAAAAAAGGUUCAGUCGAUAUGUCAAAAGCUGCCAAAAGUCUGCGCGAGGUUAAGAAUACAUUCAAACCGCCGAUGAAAUACAACGACAACAACAACAGUAAAGACAAGCGUAAGACGACUCAAUCAACAAAUGAUGAUUCAAUUGAUCCACACUUGCGUAACAUUGAUCCGCAACUGAUUGAAGUGAUCGAGAAUGAGAUCAUAACAAAAUUGGAACCAAUUGGCUGGUCGGAUGUGGCCGGUCUUGAAUUUGCCAAAAACAAGAUCAAAGAGAUAGCAGUAUUGCCACUGCAACGGCCCGACCUGUUCAGUGGUUUGCGUAAACCGCCAAAAGGUAUACUACUGUUUGGUCCGCCGGGCACUGGCAAGACAUUUCUGGGCCGUUGUAUAGCAUCGCAGACAAAGUCGACAUUUUUUUCGAUAACCGUAUCCUCGUUGAACAGCAAAUGGAUAGGUGAGGGCGAAAAAACCAUACGAGCCAUGUUUGCCGUUGCCCGAGCCCGGCAGCCGUCGGUAAUAUUUAUCGACGAAAUUGAUUCGCUAUUGAAAACACGUAGCGAUACCGAACACGAAUCGUCGCGGCGAAUGAAAACCGAAUUCCUCGCCCAAUACGAAGGUGUCGGUACCGACAGCGACAAAGACAAGAUACUGAUCAUCGGUGCAACCAAUCGACCGCAAGAGUUGGACGACGCUGCCCGACGGCGACUGAAUGCCCGAUUGUAUAUCAGAUUACCCGACUCGUCAGCUCGGCAGCAGAUUGUUGCCAAUUGUUUGCGUAGCGAAAAACAUUCGGUUACCGACCAGGAAAUCGAAAUGUUGGCCAAUAUGACCGAUGGUUAUUCGUGUGCCGAUAUGCGUGAUUUGUGUCGCGAAUCAGCUAUGGAACCGAUACGCGAUUCGACAAUUAUGGACGAUAUAUGCAAUAUUAGUGCUCAAGAGAUACGGGAUAUUAGUUACAAUGACUUUCUCAAGUCGAUGGACUUUGUUAGGCCAACCGUUCGCAAAGAGGAUUUAGUUAUCUAUGAAAAGUGGAACCAAGAGUUUGGUACACAUUGUCUCAACAUUAAGUUAAAAGCCAAAGAGAUUGCUAUCAAUAAGUCGAUUACGGGUUUCAAAGCCAGUGACUGUUGGUGUAACAGUUUUAUGCGGAGAAACAAGUUAUCGGUCAGAGCUGUGUCCAGUAUUGGUCAGAAAUUACCACAAAAUUGGGAGCUAAAAAUGGCUGAGUUUAUGGCUUAUAUGAAUAACAAUAGAGAUGGUGUUCAAUACCAACACAUCGGUAAUAUGGAUGAAGUACCGGUUAGUUUCGAUAUUAUUGGAAAUUUCACAGUUGAUUCAGUUGGUGCAAAAGAAGUUAAAAUAAAAUCUACCGGAAACGAGAAGUUUUUUCACGGUUGUGUUGCGUGUCACUGCUGA